Mercurialis annua (annual mercury) is the source of this 630-nucleotide messenger RNA. RefSeq names its product 60S acidic ribosomal protein P2A-like. Lineage: Eukaryota; Viridiplantae; Streptophyta; Magnoliopsida; Malpighiales; Euphorbiaceae. Gene Ontology annotation, molecular function: structural constituent of ribosome. The coding region runs from base 107 to 451 and encodes 114 amino acids. The transcript has 4 exons. The record is from RefSeq and is a predicted model, not a curated record. Gene Ontology annotation, biological process: cytoplasmic translational elongation. Gene Ontology annotation, cellular component: ribosome; cytosolic large ribosomal subunit.
GGUCCAUCUGAAAACCAAAACCCUAGCUCCACUUAGCACUUUCCCACGUCCUUCUUGUUACAAAAACCCUAAACAACGCAGCAGCAGGCCAGAAACUGAAAAAAAGAUGAAGAUCGUCGCUGCUUUUUUGCUCGCCGUGUUGGGAGGCAACAACAGCCCCACCGCCGAUGAUUUGAAGAAAAUUCUAGGAUCCGUUGGCAUUGAUGCCGAUGAGGACAGAAUUGAGUUGUUGCUGUCUCAAGUCAAAGGAAAGGACGUAACCGAGUUGAUUGCUUCUGGAAGGGAGAAAUUAGCUUCAGUACCUUCCGGUGGUGGUGUUGCCAUGGCUACAUCAGCAGCCCCUGCUGCCGGAGGCGGUGCAGCAGCCCCUGCUGCUGAGGCCAAGAAGGAAGAGAAGGUUGAGGAGAAGGAAGAGUCCGACGAUGAUAUGGGUUUCAGCCUCUUUGAUUAAGUCUGGUAUUUGAUUGAAUCUUUUUGUCUCUCUACUUAGCAGCCUCUUUGAUUAAGUCUGGUAUUUGAUUGUAUCUUAUUGUCUUUCUACUUAGUCUUUAUAAGUUAAAAGUAUGACAAGUUGGUUAGUAUUUUUGUCUGGAAUUGAGCUUUAUAAUUAAUUUUUGGAGCUGAGUUCAA